UCACAUAGCUGAUAAUUUCACUCUGUUUCUGUCAGUUUGCGAUUGCUCGUGUCCCGCGAUGCGAGUGUUUAUCUCGAUUUUCGUGUUGCACACGAGACAGUGACAGUGACAGCUUCCCAAUUAUUAUUCCAAAGAUGUAAAUAUUCACUGGGACGAAAUUCAUCGAAUACAAAAUGAUGUCUGCUGUUUUGUACGUUUCAAUUAUCACUGCGUUUUUCUAUUGGAAUAAUUUACUAUGGUGCUGCAUUUUCGGCGUGCUGACCAUCUCCUGUUUCUGCCUGGGAUGUUUAAUAGUUAUGUUCAUAAAUAUCGCUCUCUCGCCGAAGCAUCAGACAGGUGCGGCUACUUUGAAAACAGUCGCUGAGAUGGAUGCAUUUCAUAAUUUAUUAAUGAAAGGAUACGUUGCCAAGGACACGAAUGCUAAGAAGCAUACAAGAUAUCCAUUAGUUUUUACCCGAAUGGUGGACGGAGCUCUACAAAACUUGUUAGACUUAGUUUUCCAAGAUUUCGUUGGCUCGUGGCUGAACGAAUUGUCGUUCAAUUCCGAACAGAUAAUAGAUAACAUGAAGCAAGACACCUGGGGGGGAAUCCAAACUCUCCACGAUCGUCUCUCGAAAGUGGAUCAUACGAAACUAGUCGUUUGUAACAUAGUCGAUAAAAUUACAUUCCAUUUCGAAAAGAUUCGAAUGGCUCAAACCGCGUCGGCAGAAGGCGAAGAUCCAGUAUUCGUUUUAUCAUCGCAUUUAAUGUCGCCCAGCGCUGAAUUAGAUUACUUAAGGAAAGUCAGUGAAUUGUACAUUUUAUUCCUGCUACCGCCUUGUUAUUCCUUGGCGCCGAUGAAGUAUUUAUUAAGGGAGAUCAUUGCAUGUAAAAUAUUGAAACCAGCGAUAGAUUUAAUUACAAAUCCAGAUUACAUAAAUCAAAAGAUUCUGUCGUACAUCGAGCAGCAGCAGCUCGCUGAGGCAAUGCACAGAAAAACUUACGAGUACGCCGAAUCGUUUGAAGACUUCAUCCGUAUGAUCAAAGGUUCGAAGGACUUGGAGGUUUUAAAGCACAUUAGAUACAACAUCGUCACCGAGAUCAUGCAAGCUACGACGGUACAGAACGUGAAGCGAUCACAAGGCUUAGAUCCAGACAAUAACGUGUUUGGAAAAUCGGACGCGAUGCAAGCUAGGAAACUGAAGAAAUACAUCAGCCAGUUGACGUAUGCUAAAGACACGUGCGAAUGUCACAUGCAGUCGCUAGGAUGGAAUGGAUAUCCCGCGCAAACCAGUGACACUACUGACGGAGCGAUGAUCACUACGGAGGAAAGAAUUCUACCGCUACAACAUAUUUUGGAGAACGUGAUCGGUAGACGGUAUCUGUCGCAGUUCCUGGAACAAGUCGCCAGCCAAGAUUUAAUCGGUUACUGGGCAGCUGUGCAAGAACUACGGUCCGCGAGUAAGUCGAAUUGGCAUCAAUUAGGGGCUGAGAUCUUUUACACUUACAUCACGUCGCCCACGGCCGAGAUAAAGGUCGAUAGAACUAUACGAAAGAAGAUGGAGAGUUUCCUGCUGGGCGAUAUAGGGCCUGACGUGUUUUACGAAGUACAAGACGACGUUGUUAAGACUUUAGAAGAGAAAUAUUACCCGUCGUUCGUCGUCAGCGAGCAAUAUAAAACGAUGCAAGAGGCAUUACUCAACGAGAGAACUGAUGAUCUGGUAGAGGAUCGACGAAUGGGAACUGGUGCAUUGUCGGAAAAUAUGUCUUUACUCGUUGGAGAACAUUCGAAUUAUGCCCGUAGCAAAUUGGAUCAGCUACAGGAGAAAUUAAAUAAUAAAAUGCAAGCUUUGCAAGCGUUGAAAUCUUCGUUGAAGCCGGAGAGCAAGGUUUUAAACCUCUUGGCUAAAGAGGUCGAAUGGUUGCAAAGUGAGAAGAGGCAAUUAGAAGCGCAUCUGACGCAUACGGAAAUGUGGGCAGAACACUUGGGCUAUUGGAGAGCAGAAGUACAAAACGCAGAGGUGCCAGAUAACGGGGAGUCUCCGCAUUUCGUUCUAGUCGUUCAUAUGGUGGAAGACGAGCGUAGCAAUGAAAGUAUAUGCAGCGGUUGGGUCGUGUUAAGGAAGCUACAAGAUUUCCAAGAUCUUCAUAGGAAACUUCGUCAGUUGUGUCCUACAGUGAAGCAUUUAGAUUUGCCAUUGCAACCUUUGAAGUUCUUCGGGAAAUCCGAUAAGAACACUUUAGACAAGGCUAAGAUACAAAUACAGAAAUAUUUAAAUUUUGUUUUAGAAGAUGAAAAAUUAAACCAAAGCGAGGCAUUGUACACGUUCCUUAGCCCGAGUUCGGAACACUUAAAAUACGCUCCUCCAUCCCCUAAGAAAUCUAGAUUCUUUCUGUCGACGCUGUUUAAAACGUCUAACAACAGUAGUGAGAUUCGUGAUAAAGAAGAGGAAGAAGAUCUUUCUCUGUUGUUAGACGAUAUCGAUACUACUCGGACAGCUGUGGAUGGAUGCCUAAGUAUGAAUAAGGACGCGGUUCCAGAAUCGCUUUACGUGCUUUUAGAAGAAAUCUUCGACUUGAGAGGAGUGUUCCGCUGGUUCCGACGUUCGCUAAUUACUUUCGUGCAAAUCACUUAUAGACGUACCAUAAAUAGGCAAAUCAGAGAUACCAUUGCGUGGAUAUUCUCAGAACCUAUGCUUCACUACUACAUACAAUUGUUCACGAAAUCCUGGUGGCCGAACGGGCAUCUGGUGUCUGAGCCUGUUCCUCGCACGGACGAGGAGAAAUUGAAGACCCGAGGCGAAGCGCGGAGACAAUUUCUAAACAAUAUACCAGACGUCUUAACGAAUUUACUUGGAGCUCAGAGCGCACAAUCUGGUGCAAUCAAGAUAUUUGAUUCCUUACAGAACGUGAACUUAAAUAAACAAUUGUUUCAUGACAUUUUUGAAGUCGUCAUGUACGAGGUUUUUCCCGAAUUCAAAGGUAAACGAUAAAAUUGUGUUCGGUGUAUACAGCCUUUUUUAUACAUUAUUUCUGACAUUUAUAAGUGUCAAAGCUAUGACACACUGUUGACUGGUUUAUUAAUUUUUAAACGAAGUACAAAACAGAAUUUAUCAUUUACGUGAACUUGAAACAUCACUAAACUGUGUAUAUAUAUAUGUAUUAUAUAUGUGAAGAAAAUAAAUAUACUUUCCAUAAUGAA
Molecule: messenger RNA, 3181 nt
Organism: Ceratina calcarata
Lineage: Eukaryota; Metazoa; Arthropoda; Insecta; Hymenoptera; Apidae
Product: sorting nexin-25
Exons: 10
Coding region: 174-2972 (932 amino acids)
Cellular component (GO): intracellular membrane-bounded organelle
Molecular function (GO): phosphatidylinositol binding
Source: RefSeq, a predicted model, not a curated record